AUGUCUUGUUCCUCUGACGCACCCGCCUCUGCAGCGCCCACACCCGAACCUGUUAUGCCAACGUUUGCCAAGACUCCGCUACCCGAUUUUACCAAGUCCAACCCGCUUGGUGACGCCAACAGGUACAUCUCGACCGCUGCAUGCCUGAUCAUCGGCGACGAGGUGCUCAACGGCAAGACCAAGGACUCGAAUAGCAACUACUUUGCCAAAUUCUGCUUCGACCUCGGCAUCGAUCUGAAACGAAUCGAGGUGAUUCCGGACGACGAAGAUGUAAUCGUUGAAGCGGCGAAGCGUCUCACUUGUCAGUUUGACUUUGUGGUUUCCUCGGGUGGCAUCGGGCCUACGCCGGAUGACAUUACGUAUUCGUCGAUGGCCAAAGCGUUUUCACCAGAUGCGAAAUUGGUGUAUGACGAAGAAGUGAUUCGACGCAUGGCGGAGAACCUGAAAGCACGCCAGGUAAGUACGCAGGGUAUUACGCAAGACAUGAUCACUGCGCGCAAACGCAUGGCGCUGUUGCCUGCGCAAAACGCACAAGUGAUCUUCCCCACCGAACAGCUCUGGGUCCCCGUGGUGAGAAUGGUUGGAAAACUCUGCAUUCUCCCCGGAGUCCCGCGCCUAUUCGAAGCGCUCCUCGACGGUCUAGAACCCUACCUCCCUCUCGACCCGAACCGUCCACGUCCCUACCGUGUCCUCAUCCACACCAGAUUGCCCGAAAGCAACAUCUCCCCCUUCCUCGUCCACUUGACCGAAAAGUGCAAACCGCUCGCCAUCAAAGUCGGCAGCUACCCAAAAUGGAACAACGGCGUAGAUGUCAGUCUAAUCGGAAACGAUUGGCCCGCCUUGCAACAGCUCAUUCCUGACGUCGAGAACGCCGUCCAGGGAAAACUCAUCGAGAGCGGCCAGCUCGGCAAGACACGUUCCGCCACCGAACACCAAAAUCAGCAGCAGCACAAGAUUUGA
This is a messenger RNA of Mycosarcoma maydis (corn smut), 960 nucleotides long. RefSeq lists its product as uncharacterized. Lineage: Eukaryota; Fungi; Basidiomycota; Ustilaginomycetes; Ustilaginales. The coding region runs from base 1 to 960 and encodes 319 amino acids. The transcript has a single exon. The record is from RefSeq and is a predicted model, not a curated record.